CAUAUCCGAAGACACCGCGUCUUGCGCACCAUGGAGAAUAAAGUUCCAAUACCAAGAAUUUCUGUGGCGCCUGGUCAGCAACAAAUUUCACGAACUCAUAAGGCAUGUCAGCCUUGUGGUGAAAAGAAGCGCAAAUGUAGCGGGGAUCAGCCGAUUUGUCGGCAGUGCGGAGAGGCAGGCAUUUACUGCAUUUAUCGCGAAUCCAAGCGUCAGCAAAGAGACAGAGAAGUAAAUGGUCUCGCGAAUCAAUUGCAAAUCAGCCAUGCAUUAUUGCGACAAAUACUGCCGGAGCUCGGUCCCGAUUCUGCUCGACAGACUAUGACAGACCUUGUCAAUCGCCAUUUGCCUCCCUUGGUGCAACAAUCCGGUUUUGCGGAUAAAGAAGUGAGCCCAGGCGAUAAUAUGCGAAGUACAGUAUCCGACCCUAAGGGGGAGGAUUCUAAUCGAAAUCUUAUAUACCAAGCAAAUGGCUUUGUGGGUGGUCAUUCUGAAAUUGCAUGGUUGUGCAAAAUGAGGAGAGAGUUUGAACAGAACCAGCGUCCAGCGACAGCUGGACACGAUCCGUGUCUCCAGUAUGAGCAGACGUUUCGAGAUUUGAUUACGGCGAUAGACUAUCCGAUGGACGAGAGUGACCUCCCUAUAGACAUGGAUGUCGACAUUUUCGGUGUGCCACUCCAGAAGAUCGCCGACGAUCUGAUCAAUCACUACUUUGACAUCGUACACCCAUUUUUUCCGAUUAUUGACAAACCAAUUUUCAGGGAACAGCUCGCGUCAUUCUAUUCGAAAAAAGAUGUGAGGCCAGGGAAACGAUGGUUAGCUAGUUUGAACCUCAUAUUUGCUAUAGCCUCCAGAUACAGAGGCCUAGCGUACGACGACAACCGAACAGGAAAUCGUGAUGAUCUGAAGUAUUUCUGCAAAGCAUGGAAGCUGUAUGCGACAGACUUGGCCUUGGCUAAUCAUCCAGAUCUUCAACAAGUGCAAGUCGAAGGUCUGAUCACUUUUUAUCUGCUUUCGAUCGGACAGAUUAAUAGUUCAUGGAGGAUCUGCGGCCUGUCGAUGCGGUCAGCUAUGACAAUGGGGAUUCAUCUCCAGAAUGAGAGUCCUGGCAUAUCUCCCAACUCCAAGGAGAAUCGCUGCCGGGUUUGGUGGUCUCUAUAUACACUGGACAUCACACUAUGUCUCAAAACCGGCCGUGGCCCCAACUUGAAUACUGAGUUCAUUACUGCUCCUCUACCACAGCCAUGUGGAGAUGAGGCAGUGUGGAAAGUAAGUGGCCCAGUAUUGAUCAGGAAGUGUAGAGGUCUCAGUCAAUUAAUUGGUCCGCUUCUAUUGAUGAUCCAGCACCAACAGCGUGAUCAAAAUCCAGAGAUAUCCUCGAUAGAUGUCACUAUACGUGACCGCCUGGAGAGGAACGAAGACGUGAACGGUAGCCUCGCACUUGAUACUUCGCGUUAUUUUCUUUCUUUUGUUCAGUUGACCCUUCUAAUGCGGCAGUCUAUUGAAUCACUACAUGCUCCUGCAGGUUCCAAAGAACCGUGGAAUGUCCGUGCAGCCAUCACCAUUUCACUGAUUACAAAAUUAGAUGAGUGGGCAUCACAGCUUCUACCUGAACUACAGUUCCAGGAUACAAAAGCGCAGUCUGAUGCUUAUACCCGGCAGCGAGUAGGCUUGGCAUUUCGUUCCUACAGUACAAAGCUUUUGCUUCUUCGGCCCUUUCUUCAUCGAGCGACGAGAGAAUCUAGCAGUGAAUUAUGCGAGAAGUUGGCCGAUUCAUGCGUGGAAGCAGCAUAUCAGAUGCUGUCACUGUUUCCUGACUGCCCUGACACUUCCUGGCUUUACGAAACCUCGCCUUGGUGGUGUACGCUUCAUUAUCUUAUGCAGUCAAUGAUUGUUUUCCUGCUGAAGCUGCAGCACGAGAAGCAAAAAGGCUUGGUAACGACGAAUGAACUUGCAAACUGUCUGGGAAAAUCUGUUCGUUGGCUUAGGGAUAUGUCGACCAGAGAUCCGCCAUCUGAACGGGCUUGGAAGAUUUGCAAGGAAAUCAUCAUGAAUCAUUUUCCCUGUAUAUAACGAAGCAAAUUCUACAAAUUAACGGUUUCCAUUUUAUGGUAGAAUAUUACAAUACAAUGACGGC
Molecule: messenger RNA, 2134 nt
Organism: Aspergillus vadensis CBS 113365
Lineage: Eukaryota; Fungi; Ascomycota; Eurotiomycetes; Eurotiales; Aspergillaceae
Product: Zn(II)2Cys6 transcription factor
Exons: 4
Coding region: 31-2070 (679 amino acids)
Biological process (GO): regulation of DNA-templated transcription; DNA-templated transcription
Molecular function (GO): zinc ion binding; DNA binding; DNA-binding transcription factor activity, RNA polymerase II-specific
Source: RefSeq, a predicted model, not a curated record